Molecule: messenger RNA, 5365 nt
Organism: Chinchilla lanigera (long-tailed chinchilla)
Lineage: Eukaryota; Metazoa; Chordata; Mammalia; Rodentia; Chinchillidae
Product: transient receptor potential cation channel subfamily V member 5
Exons: 15
Coding region: 1-2175 (724 amino acids)
Biological process (GO): calcium ion import across plasma membrane
Cellular component (GO): membrane
Molecular function (GO): protein binding; calcium channel activity
Source: RefSeq, a predicted model, not a curated record
AUGGGGGCUAAAGGACCUUGGAUCCAGCUCCAGAAACUCCUAAGCUCCUGGGUGGUCAGAGAGCAAGACAGGGACCAGAAACUGGAUGAGGCCCACAUGCUGCAGCAGAAGAGGAUACUGGAGUCUCCACUGCUUCGGGCAGCCAAGGAAAAUGACCUCUGCACCCUUAAGAGACUUCUGCUGGACCAAAGCUGUGACUUUCGACAAAGAGGAGCCCUAGGGGAGACGGCGUUGCAUGUAGCAGCCCUCUACGACAACCUGGAGGCUGCCACGCUGCUGAUGGAGGCCGCCCCUGACCUGGUCACGGAGCCCACUCUGUGUGAGCCAUUUGUAGGUCAGACUGCCCUGCACGUCGCUGUCAUGAACCAGAACGUGAACCUUGUGCGUGCCCUGCUCUCCCAUGGGGCUAGUGCCUCCGCCAGGGCUACAGGCCUCGCCUUCCAGCACAGCCCCCAUAACCUGAUCUACUAUGGGGAGCACCCUCUUUCCUUUGCAGCCUGCGUGGGCAGCGAGGAGAUCGUGCGACUGCUCAUAGAACACGGAGCUGACAUCCGGGCCCAGGACUCACUGGGGAACACUGUGCUGCACAUCCUCGUCCUGCAGCCCAACAAAACCUUCGCCUGCCAGAUGUACAACUUGGUGCUGUCCUAUGAUGGAGGGGUCCACCUGCAGUCCCUGGAGCUCGUGCCCAACCACCAUGGCCUCACACCCUUCAAGCUGGCUGGCGUGGAGGGCAACACUGUGAUGUUCCAACACCUGAUGCAGAAGCGGAAGCACAUUCAGUGGUCGUGUGGGCCCCUGACCUCCACUCUCUACGAUCUCACAGAGAUCGACUCCUGGGGAGAGGAGCUGUCCUUCUUAGAGCUCGUGGUCUCUUCUAAGAAGCGGGAGGCUCGCCAGAUCCUCGAACAGACCCCAGUGAAGGAGCUGGUGACCUUGAAGUGGAGGAAAUACGGGCGGCCCUACUUCUGCAUCCUGGGUGCCUUGUACAUUCUCUACAUGAUCUGCUUCACCGCAUGCUGUGUCUACCGCCCCCUCAAGUUCCGUGGUGACAACCGUACACAUUCUCGAGAUAAUGCCAUCCUCCAGCAGAAACCACUAGAGGAGGCGUAUGUCACUUUCCAGGAUUACAUCCGGCUGGCAGGGGAGUUGGUGUCUGUCACUGGGGCUGUGAUUAUUCUGAUCAUAGAGAUCACAGACAUUUUCAGAGUCGGUGCGUCUCGCUAUUUUGGACAGACUAUCCUCGGGGGCCCAUUCCAUGUCAUCAUCAUCAGCUAUGCCUCCUUUGUGCUUGUGACCAUGGCGAUGCGGCUCACCAAUGUGAAUGGGGAGGUGGUGCCCCUGUCCUUGGCCCUGGUACUGGGUUGGUGCAGUGUCAUGUACUUUUCUCGAGGACUCCAGAUGCUGGGCCCCUUCACCAUCAUGAUCCAGAAGAUGAUUUUUGGGGACCUAAUGCGUUUCUGUUGGCUGAUGGCUAUGGUCAUCCUGGGAUUUGCCUCAGCAUUCUUUAUCAUCUUCCAGACAGAGGACCCAUCCAGUCUGGGGGAGUUCUCUAACUACCCCACAGCACUCUUCAGCACCUUUGAGUUGUUCCUCACCAUCAUCGACGGCCCUGCCAACUACGAUGUGGAUCUGCCCUUCAUGUACAGCAUCACCUACGCUGCCUUCGCCAUCAUCGCCACGCUGCUCAUGCUCAACCUGUUCAUCGCCAUGAUGGGCGACACCCACUGGAGAGUGGCCCAGGAGCGGGAUGAGCUCUGGAGGGCCCAGGUCGUGGCCACCACGGUGCUGCUGGAAAGGAAGAUGCCCCGCUUUCUGUGGCCCCGCUCGGGCAUCUGUGGGUGCGAUUAUGGCCUGGGGGACCGAUGGUUCUUGAGGGUUGAAAACCACCAGGAUCAGAAUCCUUUGCGAGUGCUUCGCUAUGUGGAAGCGUUUAAAAGCUCAGACAAGGAGGAGGAACAAGAGCAGCUUUCUGAGAAACAGCCCUCUGUGAAUGAGAGUGAGACCCUGACCAGAGCCUCCCUGGUCCUCCAGAGCCCCUCCCUGUCCAGGAACACAUCCCAGAGCAGCAGCAGUCACUGGGGCUGGGAGAUCCUUCGUCGAAACACACUGGGACACUUGAAUCUUGGAUUGGACUUUGGUGAGGGGGAUGGAGAGGAGGUGUACAAUUUCUGAUUAGGAUUCCUGUUAUUCAUGACCUGUGGUGGGACAGAGAAGGAGAUGUCUACUUAUGCAGUUACCUAACUUUCAUGCCUGGUAAUCACACAGCAGUAUAAACAGAGUAAUUCCUAGAAGGUCUUAUCUCAUCCAUCCCAUCAGCAUCUCUGGAGAUGGGAAAUGGUCGUGUAUUGAAGCAUACAUCUUACAAGUACCUGAAAAUCUCAUACCUUGAGAAAAGCAGGUAUCUUUUUGAACAAACUUGAACUUGGUGAUUAAACCCAUGAGGAAGGGAGGGUAAUCAAUGCCUGAGCAUUUCUCUUCUGACCAGACAGCUACCAGAAGGUAGCAAGCUGUGGGGCCUGUCUGACUGCCAAGGACCUAAUAUGGGAAGAGUCAAGCAUUGCAUAGAGGUUGUGGCCUUUCUUAUUUUACUAAACCCAUUGGGACCCUAUCUCUCUCUAGCAAUCAAACCAACUAGAAAAUUGCAAGAAGAAAGGUCCUUUAUCCUUGCUUUCUUUAAAUUUUCUCUUUUGUAGUAAAAUAUGUAAAUAUAAAAUUUACCAUUUUAGUCUUUUAUAGAUGUACAAUUCAGUGGCAUGAAAUACAUUCACAUUAUUAUACAACUAUACCAUUCUUCACGUACAGAACUUUUCAUUAUCACAAACUAAGUUACACUCAUGAAGCAAUAAUUCUCCACUGUUAUGCCCUCAAGUCUCUGAUAAUCAACAUUGUUCUGUCUAUGAAUUGGAUUUUUCUAUGUACUCCACGGAAGUACAACCAAGCAAUGUCGGUCCUAUUGUGUCUAGCUUAUUUGUUUAAUAUUAUCAAGGUUUUGAUCUACUGUAGCAGGUAUCAGAAUUUCAUUUCUUUUUAGCACAGAUGAUGUUUCUUUCUGUACACACCACAAACACGCACACACAAACACACACGUCUUGUUUAUUCAUUCAUUUACCAAUGUACACCUGGGUUCUUUACUUUCACUUUUUUGUAUAGUGAAUACGGUUGCUAUAAAAAUGGGACUUUACCUAUUGAAGUUCCUGCUUUCAAUAUGUUCAGUAAUAAACCUGCAAAUGGAAUCACUGGAUCACUGGGCAAUUCUAUGUCUGAGAAAUUGCAAUAGUUUUUUCCACAUUUCACCACUGUGUAUUCUCUUAUAAUCUCAUUAUAGGUUUGAGUUGCUCAUCCCUAAAGAGUAAAGAUUUUGAGCAUAAUUUCUCAUCCUUAUUUAUGAGACUUUUAUAAAGUUUUAGACAAUGUUUAUUCAAGUUUGUUGCCUUAUAUUGAAUUUUUUUACUGUCGUGGAGUUGCCUGAUCAUGGCUUUUUGAGGGUCGCAGUUGGAAGGUUUUGCAUCUCAUUUUCAUCCUGGUGUGCUUUUAAUAUGGGUGGUGAACUAUGCCUUUGUGUGUUCCAGUGGUCCAAUGGUUUCUUCUAGAAGACCUUCCCUACUCUAGCCUUCAGGUGUCUGUAUUGCAGGUGACCAUUGCAGAGCCUGAAGGCAAAAUCUCUGGCCUUGUACUCUGAGGUUGUCAUGCUCCAUACACACUCUUUGCCUCUAUGCUGAGCUGUGAACUAUGCAACAAUAAUAAAGGACUGAACGUCUCUGUUAGGAAGAAAAUUUGGAACCAAGAUGCCCAUUUUGAGGCCUCAUACACAGCCUCCCUAUUGUCCUUAGCUCCUAUGCCUUAUCUCAGCCCUAUCAUCACCUCCAACAAAAGCCACAACUACUUUUAAGAAGACUGUUGUGCUGACUGACAAGGAGGUCAAGGGGAUUUGUGAAACCACAAAAAAUUUCAUUCAGAUACGUAAACUCAGAGCUGCAUGCCCAAGAGCAAGGGACCACACACAUUCACACACACAAAAAGACAAUAUACUGGUGCACACAUUAGUGGCACUGUGUUUUGUUCAUUGCCUGGGCUGUCACACCUGCUUUCAUAGGGUACCACAUAUAAGCUUGUGAUUUUCAAGCACCUCUCACUAGUUUAGAUCUGUCUCCUGAGCCCCAGGCAUGAUCAGCGUGGACACCCAUCUAUUGGUCUGCUCUGCCUGGAUUAUGUGUAGGCAUCUCCAACUCAAUAUGUCAUGAACUGAACACCAAACCUGCUCUUCCUCACCAAACCUGUUCCUUCACUGGUGUUCCUGACCAAAUAAGCGAGUGACACCAUGACAGACAAAGUUGACUGAACCAAAAUCCUCGUAUCAGCCCUCAGUACUUCUGCCUGUGUUCUCAUACCAAGGAACUACAAGUCUUAUGGAUAUUUAUCUCAAAAACAUCUUUUCUGAAAAAAUACCUAAUUUUGAUUAGACAGAAAUGAAGCUCUCCUACUUCUGCUCCAGCCCCUCAGGAAUUUUCCUCAGGGAACAUGUAUGAAUAAAAUCCACUGUUUAUCUCUGUAAAAAUUUAUCUGUGUACCUAAUGACAUGUGUGCAGAUAGAAUUUUUCAUCAUAGUAUCAUAGGAUAUAGAACAAUAGUUCUUGCUUGUCUCACUUAAUGUAUUUUAAAGCUUGUUUGACAGUAUAACAUUUUCAAAACAUCCUAUUUGCUUCUGUCUGUCCAUGCUCUGCUGCUGUUCCUCUAAAAUGGGCCACACAUUGUCCUCCUGCUUUAUAGGACUAUGUUCCCACCUGUUACUCUCCGUGUAUGCAGUUGUGAUCUUCUCCAAUUCAGAGUCUACCCUGCACCCAGAAGCAACUAUGAUCUUUCGGGAGCCCCACCCUUGAACUCACCCCAGAUAACUUCUUCUUUUUCUCUCUUCUCCAGUACAUUAUUCUCCAAGAUGAAUUAGUUCUAAUUCCUCAUAGUUAUCCUCCUUCUCUUUGACAUUGUGGCUUACCAACCUUACUAGAUCCCUGCAAUAAUUCCCUUUUUAUCUUUGUAAGUUUUAUUCACUUUAUUGGUGUCAGUCUGAAGAUCAGAUAUUUGUGUGUGUGUGUGUGUGAGCUUGCAUGGAGGGUACUCCUUGAUUGCAGAGCUAGGUUCAGGAAUAUCUGCUUUAUGUUUCUAGAUCAUUUAUAUCUUUUUUUUAUUACAUGCUCUGCACUUUAAUGCAGUUAUUUAUUUAAAUAUUUGUUUUCCUUAGCAGACUUUAACCACCACAAAAGCAAAGAUGGUGCCAAACUUAUUCACUAUUGUAUUCCCAGACAUAAUGUUGUGUAUUCCCUGUCACAAUACUGAUGCAAUGUGUUGUGAAAUAAACUAUCGUUAA